Messenger RNA from Neurospora crassa OR74A, 872 nucleotides. RefSeq lists its product as hypothetical. The transcript has 4 exons. Lineage: Eukaryota; Fungi; Ascomycota; Sordariomycetes; Sordariales; Sordariaceae. The record is from RefSeq and is a predicted model, not a curated record. Bases 233 to 736 code for a protein of 167 amino acids.
ACCGCUAGAUCGCUCCCUUUCAAUUCUUCUCCCACUCCAGUACAAUUCUACCACCCCAAACACUCGCUCUGAGUCCAUUCGUUUAUAAAGAAUUCAUCUCAUUAUUCUUCUCUUGCGAAAGUCUUCUGACGACUUAUUUCGGUACCAUGGAUGAUCCCACGAACGCUGUCCCAACCGCAUCGCCUCCAUCUUUCACAUUGUGUCCACCGAACAAACUGCAUUUGGAAACUCAAUGGAUUGCGAUCGGUGUAAUCUAUUACAUGUGCGGCGUUGCACGUUUCUGGUUUCGUUGCGAAAGCAUCUGGCAGACAUGGAACGGAGAUUUUUCAGUUUUCCACCAAGCCAGUUCGCGUGUACGAAGCAGCUAGAUUACAUUGAUGGCGGUUUUCCUUGGACCUCUCUUCGUACUGACAUGGCCGGCGGAUAUCUGCCUGAGCGUCAUCAUUCACUACAUCGUGGGCGUAGUCCAAGCCUACUUUCCCAAAGUAGGUUUUGGAAGGAGUAUGUGGGAAGUUGUGAGGGGGACAGUUUUUCAUUCCGUUCUUCAUCGAGCAACACGCGAAAGGCUAGCACGGAGAGGGCGGUUACGGGCGAUCCGAGAUUUGAUAAUCCGCAGGUUAUGGAGUUGGGAUUGUUAACUCCCAGACAAGCAGUGGAACUGCUGUUGACUGAACUGGACCGCAAACCUACCAAAGGCUGUUCUAAAGUGGUAGAGACUGGAAGGACUAUGGGGUAAUACGGAAAGCGGUAAUCGGGAAUAUGUUUGGUUGGGUCUUUAAGUAACGAGCGUUGAACACGAGGAUUGCACAUGGUUUAGCAUAUGAUUUACCUGUCUCGAUCAAACGCCUGUUGUGGACAAAUGUCGACAUAUG